AGUAAGCGAAUAUCGUCACCGCCACGCGAGAGCCUUUCGCCAUUAAAGGAUACGGUUCAACCAAAGAUUCCUGUCCAAGAUCAACAUUUCAGUUGCCAAGCAAAGACCAUGGAAAUUAAAGAGCAGGUUGAUGUUGCUCGAACCAGUCAGACCAGUACGGAUAAGAAAGCUUCACCCACCGAUACCAUUGAAACAUACAAGGCCAAAUAUCCCGACCAAGCUGAGGACCUAGAAACAAUGCUUGAAAGAAUACAAGCGCUCAAAAACUUUGUAGCUAAAAAUUUAAAUGACCCGGAAGACUAUGCCAAGUUGGGUAGGCAGACGAUCGAGGGUUUAUUUGACACAAGCGUCCACUCAUUCGAAUCCGUCUUGACUCAAAAGGAAAAACAGUUCACCACACUUAUCGACUUCACCAUUGAUGUCGGUGGCGUUGAGCAAUUGAAACUUUUCGUACAACAUUGUUUUGAGAAAUUCAGCCACCUUAUUAAAGAAGAGUCCGACGAUGAAAAAGAAACUGACGACUACACAUGUUACGAUUGUCUUUCAAAUACUCUAGCGGCAAUACAAAACUUCUCAGACUUUCACCAAGGUUUUUGCUCAGCGUGUGCGGGUGCAGGUAUCAUUUCAAUCUGCUUUGAAUUCGUCAAACAAAUUGAUGCUGAAAAUUCCAACUGGGAAGAGGAAGAUGAAGACUCGCAGCUAGUUACAAUAAUUGACAACUCUAUUGGAAUUCUGCAUAACAUUUCACGGCGACUUCGGGACCGUGAGCUGUUUGCUAACCGUGAGCAAACGUUGCUUUACUAUGCUAAGAAAAAAGUUCCAACAAUUGCAGCUGAAUCUCUGCUUACUCUAGCAUAUUUAGUUGAUGAAAACACGAAUCAUCUCAUAUUGGCGGAUAAGAACUUGCUUAGCUUUAUAAUAACAUUAUUAGAUGAGGCACGGCAGUCGGAAGAUCGACAUUCGAAUGGAUAUUCUGCAAAGGAACUCGCAGAAGGCCUUAGCCAUCUCGCCAUCAACGACGCCAACAAGAAUAUUUUGGGACAAAACGGAGUCAUUCCUGUUUUAAUUUCAGUGAUCAAAACGUCGAACGUGGAUGAGGAGAAAGCCAGUGCUACAAGAGCAUUGUGGAUGCUAGCCUUUGAUGACAAUAACAAAGAAAAAGUGCGUCAAGAAGAAGGGGCUAUGGACAUCUUACACCAGUUACAGCAGAGCGAGAACCCAGAAGUGCAGAAAGCUGCUGCAGGUGCAUUGUGGGAACUCGAAGGGAAGAUAGCUAGGUCCUUAAAGAGGACCGAAUCAACCGGGAAUCACGUGAUGAUCAGCUACCAAUGGGAUUCCCAGGAAGUGCUCGUCGAAGUGAAAAACAGACUUCGAGCAAGUGGAUACAGAGUGUGGAUGGAUCUGGAGCAGAUGAGAGGAUCGACCUUGGACUCAAUGGCUGAAGCUGUUGAGAAUGCUUCUGUUGUUCUUGUCUGUGUCUCGCGACGAUACAAGGAAAGUCAAAACUGUCGUUCAGAGGCGACGUACGCGUAUGACUUGAAAAAAGAUAUCAUUCCUUUGAUGAUGGAAUGUAAUUACAAAGGAGACGGUUGGCUGGGUCUUAUCGUGACAGGAAAGAUGCGGUUUAAAUUUUGGAGUAAAGACGUAUUAGAAGAAAGUGUAACGAAACUAAUUAGAGAGCUAGGAGAAAGAGGAAAGCAUGUUGACGUGACAGAUGGACCACCCAAGCCAGUGGUGCAAGCAGAUCAAGCUGACAUUGUUGCCACUUCACCCUCAUCCCCUGGAGUGUUUACCUGGACUAAUGAAAGGGUGAAACAGUGGUUCAAAGAAAUCGGUUUAGAAAAGGUUUGUAAGGAAGACAUUUCGGGUAUGAAUGGACAGUCACUGACUGAUCUUCAGCAAUUACGCAAGGAAUGCCCCGAGUAUUUCUACAGAUGUUUGGAGCGGGACUUGAACUUGACGAACAUGCUAGACAUAUUCACAUUUACGAAGGGGCUGGGAAAGCUGUUUUAAGAAGGACAGACGUUGAUUGACCUUCAACAACCAAUACGCAGUAAAUGCCCAGAGUAUUUCUACAGAUGUUUAGAAAAGACCUUGAACUUGUCGAACAUGGUCGAUGUAUUCACAUUCAGGAACUGGGCAAGCUACGGGACGCAGUGUGUGUCUGAGUGUUAUAAGCCCAAUUUAUCGGUACGUGCAAGAUAACGAUAGAAAAACCCGUUUAGAUCAAGGCAUUUAUAGCUAAUAGUUCGAACUUCUUCGUAUGUCAGGUAUAUGACUUAAUAAGAGAUAGCGGGUAAAGCUUUUCUUGUAAUCUUUUUUCUUUUAUUUCAUUCCAAAUUUGCUCAAGUGUGUUUUCUUGUUUAAAAUAUUACUACUACCCCUUUUCAUUUUGAACCAAAAAGAAAAGUGGAAAAAAAAGUUGUAUUAAUAACAAAUAUAUCAUUGAAUACUGACAUCAUUUGGACUGGGAAAGGCUUAAGAUAUACGCCAAAAAUAUAUGGCAUGAUAAUUACCUGACAAAGUUUCCUUUUAUCUUUUCUAACCUUUCUUUCUUGGUAAUCAAAGUACGUUGAUUACCCAUACAUCACCGUAAAGAUUUUCAUUUAUUAAAGCUAGUAUAUACAGCCCUACACUGUGAGGGUUGGCCUUCAAAUCGACGGUUAGAGGAAUAUAAACCCACAAGAUCCGAUCCUCAAUAAGAAACUGCAAAGUCGUUCCCGAAUAUUACCCUAAAUGUACGGGAGCUUACCAUCUACACAAAUACCUUGUACAUAAACAUAAAACUUUUUUAAAAUUUGACGUGGUGAGAGAACGACCCUCUACAAAGUAUAUCCAAGGCUGAAGAGACCAAAAAAAAAAGAAGAAAAAUUGCAUCACUGCAAAUCACAGCCCAAAUUUCGUUUUGAAGCUUCCCAAACGGGAUGACGCAAACUAUUUGAUUUCCGGUUUUCCCAUGUAAAUGGCAAGUAGCCGUAAAUAACAGCUGUUCUCACUAAGAGCCUGUUUACAUGAAGGUGGGGGACCCCAGGUAGAUGAGGUAACAUGUGGCGGGUUACCCCACCUAACUUGUAAAGGUGAUCACAUUAAAAUGAGAGAUUAUAUGGACGGGCGGGUUACCCUACCUAAUCGGGUUACCUCACCUACCUGGGGUCCACCACCUUCGUGUAAACAGGCCCUGACUGGGGCUGAGACUGUGUGAGGAUUAUAGGAUUACGCAUAUAAGAGUUAUGCAUAUAUUUUUCUGCACAUAUAUUCCCACAUUUUUUGCGUUCUUUGAUCUACACAUGUAUAUAUAUUUUUUAAUUAUUAGUUACUUAAUAUACAUUUAUGUAUCUAUUGUACAAUACUUGCCAUUAUUUACACAUAUAUUUAGCUUAUAGUUAGAUUUAGAUGUAUUCUAAAUUUGUAUUUUCCUUUAUACUGUACCUGUUUACUAGAUAGUUUCUUUUUUUGGCAUAGAAGAGCUAAUGAAUUGAUGACGAUGGUGGUGAUGAUGAUGAUUAUUAUUGUUAUUAUAAAACCCAGUCCGAUCCACCUGGUUGCCCAAUUGCCCACUCCAGAAAAUACCAUAACAUACGAUAAUGCUCUUUGUUUGUCACCCUAAAAUUUUGCAUAAGCAUUGUUUUCAGUUUCUCUUGGGGCCACUUUAACUCCCAAGAGAAAGUGAAGACAGUGCAUAUGCAAAAUUUUGGGGUGACAAACAAAGAUCAUUAUCGUAUGUUAUGGUAUUAUGCUGUGUUACAAGUGAAGCAAACAUUUGUGCAUCAUUACUAAGAGAAUCUCUAUGUUAAUAGCGACUUAUAUCAAUAUGUGCGUGUUAUCCGCAGCUUUCUUUAUUAAUUCGAUUUUUAGAAUAAACGUCACGGACACCUUUCCCGACACUGUAAACUUUGAUCUGGAACCUUACAAGUCCAGCUUGCGAUGUACUAACCUUUAGAUCUUGUAGAUGACAACUCCAGUUCCUGUAUGAUGUGUAGUUCUAAUUAUAUAUAAGAUGUUUAGAAAUAUUUAACAAUUAUUGGAUGAGGCUGAGUAUCAUCUGAAGAAUAAUGGACAUCGAGGAGGGUGUUAUCCGCCGAGGCCGAUUCGGCCGAGAUCUCUAUAAUUCUUCGGAUGAUACGAAAGCCGAAUCCAAUUAUUGUUUUAAUAUUCAUUCAAAAUAAUUCCUGGUUUAAAAACAAGCUAAAUCGUGUUUACCUCCAUCGAUGUUAAGUUCAUCUUCAAUUGCCUGUUUAUCGGCACGUUUAGGAGAUAAACGGUUGUUCAGUACUGCAAAAUAAUAUAAGUUUUAAAUUUUAGAGAAUUUUAGCAUUUUCAGUGUCCCCAAUUAGCAAAUUAUUCAAGUUUAAAACGUUGACGAAAACUCUCAAGGGAAAACCAUUUCAGCGAGAUUCCUAGGAAACUCAGUUUUACAAAUAACUAUAUUGAAUGAAUUAUGCGAAUGGGUCUUGUUACGCUCCACGGAUGGAUAGUGAUGUACACCUAAUUUGAAUAGCUUUGUCUUAGAAAAAUAGUUAAAGGAAAGAUAGAGUCUUAAAGAAGGAAAAAAAACAAAUAGGGAAUUAAUUAGGCCUGCUUAUACAGCUAGAUCAAAACAGGUUACUUUGGUAAAUGGUCAUUCGGGCAUAAGGAACGAUGCAAUGAUUUACUUGAGUGAACACCAAAUAAUAGCUUCCCAAUGCCCAAUUCCCAAAGCAACCUUUAUUGAAUCAGCUAUAAACCUAGGCAGAUGUAGGGUACAUUCAUUUGCUGCAAAGAGUCUUUGGGGCGUAAAAGCAAAUACACCCUAAUGUAUGUGGUUUAAUAGUAAGUCUAAUAAAUUCUUAUUUGAAUUUUACAUUUUUCAUUUUUCUUUUAGCAUUUUUCUAUGACAACGUUAUUGUAAUUGACGUCAACGCGACCCCGUCAGGUAACGCGAUUUUUGCAUGGCAACGAGUGGUUCGUAACGGUGUAAAUAAAUCGAUAAUGUGUCAAGAUGCAUUAACAAUCCACCACGAUUUCCGCUAAUUUCUCGAAACCUCGGUACAGCAGACAUGAAUAGGUCGUACAUAGUACUGGCAUGUAUCAGAUGGAUAGUUAAACCGAAAUCUAGCGCUGAAAUGCUGGCAAAAAGAACAUAGUUUUUCACUUACAAUAUUGUCUUGAUUUGCUUGACCGAUUUACAUCUACCGAUUUACAUUGUUUAGGUCGACAUGUCUUAAAAACCUCGUAUCACUAUGGGUGCCGGAGCAUCGAGAAACCACCACUCUAUACAAAUACCGUCACAGCCACCGCCAGGCGAGAGCCUUUCGCCAUUAAAGGAUACGGUUCAACCAAAGAUUCCUGUCCAAGAUCAACAUUUCAGUCACGAAGCACAGAACAAGGACAUAAAUGUUGCUCGAACCAGUACUGAUAAGAAAGCUUCACCCAACGAUACUCUUGAAACAUACAAGGCCAAAUAUCCCGACCAAGCUGAGGAUCUAGAAACAAUGCUUGAAAGACUACAAGCGCUCAAAAACUUUAUUGAUAAAAAUUUAAAUGACCCUGAAGACUAUGCGAAGUUGGGUAUGAUGAUUGCGGGUUUAGCUAAUACAAGUUUCCACAUAUCCGAAUCCGCUGGGACUCAAGAGGAAAAACAGUUCAUCACCCUUACCGAAUUCACCAUUGAUGUCGGUGGCGCUGAACAAUUGAAACUUUUCGCAGAGCAUUGCUUUAAGAAAUUCAGCUACCUUAUUAAAGAAGAGUCCGACGAAAAAGAAGAAACUGACGACUACACAUGUUACGAUUGUCUUUCAAAAACUCUAGUGGCAAUACAAGGCUUCUCAGACUUUCACCAAGGUUUUUGCUCAGCGUGUGCGGGUGCAAGCGUCAUUUCAAUGUGCUUUGAAAUCAUAAAACAAAUUGAUGCUGAAAAUUCCAACUGGGAAGAGGAAGAUGAAGACUCGGAGCUAGUUACAAUAAUUGAAAUCUCUCUUGGAAUUCUGCAUAACAUUUCACGGCGACUAAGGGACCGUGAGCUGUUUGCUAACCGUGAGCGAACGUUGCUUGACUUUGCUAAGAAAAACGUUCCAGCAAUUGCAGUUCCAUCUCUGCUUACUCUCGCAUAUUUAGUCGAUGAAAACACGAAUCAUCUCAUUUUGGCGGAUGAGAACUUGCUUAGCUUUAUAAUAACAUUAUUAGAUGAGGCAUGGCAGUCGGAAGAUCAACGCCGUUGCUAUGGAUAUUCUGCAAAGGAACUCGCAGAAGGCCUUAGCCACCUGGCCAUCAACGACGACAACAAGAAAAUUUUGGGACAAAUCGGAGUCAUUCCUGUUUUGAUUUCAGUGAUCAAGACGUCGAAGGAGGAUGAGGAGAAAGCCAGUGCUACAAGAGCAUUGUGGAUGUUAGCUUUUGAUGACAAUAACAAAGAAGGAAUACGUCAAGAAGAAGGGGCUAUGGACAUCUUACACAAGUUACAGCAGAGCGAGAACCCAGAAGUGCAGAAAGCUGCUGCAGGUGCAUUGUGGGAACUGGAAGGGAAGACAGCUAGGCAAUCGUCAGAGAGGAUCGCAUCGACUAGGAAUCACGUGAUGAUCAGCUACCAAUGGGAUUCCCAGGAGGUGCUCGUAGAAGUGAAAAACAGGCUUCAAGCAAGUGGAUACAGAGUAUGGAUGGAUCUGGAGCAGAUGGGAGGAUCGACCUUGGAGACAAUGGCUAAAGCUGUGGAGGAUUCUUCUGUCGUCCUUAUCUGCUUAUCAGAGCGAUACAAGGAGAGUCCUAACUGUCGUUCAGAGGCCGAGUACACGUAUAAGUUAGGAAAGGAUAUUAUUCCACUGAUGAUGCAACGCAACUACAAACCAGACGGUUGGCUGGGAAUGCUUCUGGGAACGAANCUGGCCAUCAACGACGACAACAAGAAAAUUUUGGGACAAAUCGGAGUCAUUCCUGUUUUGAUUUCAGUGAUCAAGACGUCGAAGGAGGAUGAGGAGAAAGCCAGUGCUACAAGAGCAUUGUGGAUGUUAGCUUUUGAUGACAAUAACAAAGAAGGAAUACGUCAAGAAGAAGGGGCUAUGGACAUCUUACACAAGUUACAGCAGAGCGAGAACCCAGAAGUGCAGAAAGCUGCUGCAGGUGCAUUGUGGGAACUGGAAGGGAAGACAGCUAGGCAAUCGUCAGAGAGGAUCGCAUCGACUAGGAAUCACGUGAUGAUCAGCUACCAAUGGGAUUCCCAGGAGGUGCUCGUAGAAGUGAAAAACAGGCUUCAAGCAAGUGGAUACAGAGUAUGGAUGGAUCUGGAGCAGAUGGGAGGAUCGACCUUGGAGACAAUGGCUAAAGCUGUGGAGGAUUCUUCUGUCGUCCUUAUCUGCUUAUCAGAGCGAUACAAGGAGAGUCCUAACUGUCGUUCAGAGGCCGAGUACACGUAUAAGUUAGGAAAGGAUAUUAUUCCACUGAUGAUGCAACGCAACUACAAACCAGACGGUUGGCUGGGAAUGCUUCUGGGAACGAAGUUUUGGAUUGAUUUUCACAGCAAAACCGUUGUAAAACCAGGAGUAACAAAACUGAUUAAAGAACUAGGAGGAAGAGGAAAGGAUGGUGACGUGACAGAUGGACCAUCCGAGCUAGUGGUGCAAGCAGUUCAAGCUGACAUUGUUGCCACUUCACCCUCAUCCCUUGGAGUGUCUACCUGGACUAAUGAAGAGGUUAAACAGUGGUUCAAAGAAAUCGGAUUAGAAAAGGUUUGCAACGAAGACAUUUCAGAGAUGAAUGGACAGUCACUGACUGGUCUUCAGCAACUACGUGAGGAAUGCCCCGAGUAUUUCUACAGAUGUCUAGAACGGGACUUGAACUUGAAGAACGUACUAGAUAUACUCAAAUUUACGAAGGAGCUGAGGAACCUGUGCUGUGGCGUGCAAUGACUUUAAUUUCAAUAUUUUAGCUUUCACUGUACGGGGCUAAAACCAACCCGUUGUUGAUGAGAUUCAACGCAAACGUAGGGCAAAUUUAGAAUCACAUCUCAGUGCACAAAACUUUGCGUGUUAUACACAAACGUGCGGCAUAAAGGAGGUCCCAUCAAUUAAAUUAGUGGUUUCAUGUAUAUUGACGCCACAGUUUAUUAGUAUUACUGUUCUGCCUAAUAACAGGCGUUGAUUGAUCUUCAACAAAUAAAUGCGCUGGGUAUUUCUUCAGAUCUUUAGAACGGAUCUUUAACCUGACGAACAUGUUCGAUUCAGAAAAGAACUGACCUGUUAGGCUAUUUUAACAAGUGGUAAGCGAUAGGUAUGACUGCAUACUUCAUAGGGCUAGAACCCGUUAGAGUUAAGCUCCGACUCGUUUCAAGGCAGUUUAUACUAGCACUGAUGUUUUGAAUUUCCCAUUUGUCUUCGAUAAAGUAAUAAUAGGCCUGCUCCUCGUGUUUGCAGUUGUAGGAUGAGAGAUUGCGAGGAAAGCUUUUCUUAAACUAAUCAUUUAACACAUUUCCAAUUUGCUCAAGUUUGAUUCUUUUAAAUUUGAAAUGUGUGUAUCGAAUGAUUAUUAAAAAGUGCUAUGAAGGUAAGGGGAGAAAAAGGACUAAAAGUUGUAUGAUAACACAAUAUCAUUAAAAUAGAUAAGAUUAAAAAUAGACUAUACAUAAGAUAUCAUUAAAUAGAUCACUAAAGUUUCCUUCCAAUAUUUCUCGCAAUAAAACCCUGUCGUUCAUUUUCGAAUAACUGCAACAGCAACCCGGAAGUUACAGCUGAGACCCAACGUCACAAAUCCAGUUUGGAGUGUAACGUCAGUUCUACAGGUCGAACCAUCUGAUCGAUCACCUCUAUAGUUACCCGAGUUAAAGAGAACAUUNCUUCGAUAAAGUAAUAAUAGGCCUGCUCCUCGUGUUUGCAGUUGUAGGAUGAGAGAUUGCGAGGAAAGCUUUUCUUAAACUAAUCAUUUAACACAUUUCCAAUUUGCUCAAGUUUGAUUCUUUUAAAUUUGAAAUGUGUGUAUCGAAUGAUUAUUAAAAAGUGCUAUGAAGGUAAGGGGAGAAAAAGGACUAAAAGUUGUAUGAUAACACAAUAUCAUUAAAAUAGAUAAGAUUAAAAAUAGACUAUACAUAAGAUAUCAUUAAAUAGAUCACUAAAGUUUCCUUCCAAUAUUUCUCGCAAUAAAACCCUGUCGUUCAUUUUCGAAUAACUGCAACAGCAACCCGGAAGUUACAGCUGAGACCCAACGUCACAAAUCCAGUUUGGAGUGUAACGUCAGUUCUACAGGUCGAACCAUCUGAUCGAUCACCUCUAUAGUUACCCGAGUUAAAGAGAACAUUUUCAGUGCAUUUUUACCAGAUCUUAUGUAACUAGUAACUUAGUCAUAGAUUAUUGAACAUAAAGGAAAAAUAAUUAGAAAGACUGUUUUAAAGAGUUCCUGUUGAAACUUUAGUUUUUCCUAAAUAAAGAAUAUAUUUUAUAAAGGUAAGAGAGAGUUCUUCCUAAAGACGUAAUUAAUCUCACUAAACUGAGAUAUCGGCAGAUAUCGGCAGGAAAUAAUCCAGUUUCGGUCGGUCGCCCUUCAUUCUCUUUUACGCCACGUAUUGAAUAGCGGACACAGAUUUACAUUUGAAGGCAAACGAAAAACAAAACUGAAAGAAAAAGCGAGGUAUGCAUAGAUGCAUAAUGAUAUUGAGAUUUAAAUGCAGGGAAAGUCACUCACUGACAAGUUUAAAACUGCCAAGGAAGUCAUGAGAGAAACCAUUUCAGCGAAAUUAGUAGGAAACUCAGUUUAACAAAGAAAUUGAUGAAUUAAUUAAUUAUGCGAAAGGCUCUUGUUACACCGAACGGACGGAUAAUCAACUUAGACAGAUGUAGGGUGCAUUUAUUUGCUGCUAAGAGUCUUUGAGGCGUAAAAGCAAAUAAAAAUGCGACGGCUUCAUGCGUGCGUUGAAAAUAAAUACAUCCUACAGUGGUUUAUUAGUAAGUCUAAUUAAUUCUUAUUUCAUUUUCCUUCUUAGAAUUUUUUUAUGACAACGUUGUUGCAAUUUAGGUGUAUGAGGAAAAGUUUUAAAGGAGACCAGACUUAAGCAAUAGAAAACUUUUUUCCUGUGUUUGCAUAGCCUGAUAUAAACGCGAGAGGGGUUGGGAGAAGAGAUUGCUUUUAUAAAAUAACUUUCCCGAGAAAAAACGCAAAACUCUUUGUUAUGGCAUUGAUUAAAAGAGAAAUUCUUACCAGUCGCAAGGUCUUGUACACGAAGUGUUGCACUCGUAAUCAGUUCUUGUUUUGCAAAAAGAUGCUAUUCAAAAUACGGAUUUCUCGCAUAAAACAGUUAACGAUUAACGAUUUUUCAAGUUUCAGCCGACGGAGGAAUUGGUAAAUAAAGUAAACUUGUCGAGUUUUGAACUCGAAACCUUUUUCAAAUUCGUGCUUGCGUUAUUAGCACGCGAAAAACAAAACAUCUCGACGCCACUAUAAUGUUUACCUACUAUCGUGCAAACACUCCUCCCGGCCAAUCAGAGCGUGCGUACUAUCUUAGUUAUUUUAUAAAUAAGAAGUAUUGAAGUCAAAACACUGAACCCCGUCCGGUAACGCGAUUUUUGCAUGGCAACGGGUGAUCAGUGAAAAGAGACUCUUCGGUGCUAUUGGUUAUACAGUUCUAUGACGUAUACAAGGCCCCAGCCAUCUUGCUGUAUAAACAAUCCAUGUCGACUUACGCUCAUUUCUCGAAACCUCGGUACAGCAGACUUGAACAAGUCGUACACAGCACUGGUAUAUGUCAGAUGGAUAGUUAAACUGAAAUCUAGUGCUGAAAUGCUGGCAAAAAGUACAUAGUGCUUAGCUUACAAUACUGUCUCGGUUUGCUAGACGGCAAUUACAGAUUUACAUCGUUUCUGCAUCGACAGGUCUUAGAAGCCUCGUAUCACCAUGGGUGCCGGGGCAUCCAGAAACUCGCAACAUAAGCACCACUCUAAGCAAAUAUCGUCACCGCCACACGAGAGCCUUUCACCAUUAAAGGAUACGGUUCAACCAAAUAUUCCGGUCCAACAUCAACAUUUCAGUUACGAAGCACAAAACAAGGACAUAAAACAGCAGGUUGAUGUUGCUCGAACCAGUCAGACCAGUACGGAUAAGAAAGCUUCACCCACCGAUACUCUCAAAGAAUACAAGGCCAAAUAUCCCGACCAAGCUGAGGAUCUAGAAACAAUGCUUGAAAGAAUACAAGCGCUCAAAAACUUUGUUGAUAAAAAUUUAAAUGACCCUGAAGACUAUGCCAAGGUGGGUUUGAUGAUUGCGGGUUUAGUUCAUACAAGUCUCGACAUGUGCAAAUCCGCUGGGAGUCAAGACGAAAAACAGUUUAUCACACUUACCGAAUUCACCAUUGAUGUCGGUGGCGCUGAACAAUUGAAACUUUUCGCAGAGCAUUGCUUUAAGAAAUUCAGCUACCUUAUUAAAGAAGAGUCCGACGAUAAAGAAGAAACUGACGACAAUGAAAAGUCCGACGAUGAAGAAAAAACUGACGACAACACACGCAUUAAUUGUUACAAUUGUCUUUCCUAUACUCUAGGGACAAUACAAAACUUCUCAGACAUUCACCAAGGUUUUUGCUCAGCGUGUGCGGGUGCAGAUGUCAUUUCAAUGUGCUUUGAAAUCAUAAAACGAAUUGACGCUGAAAAUUCCAACUGGGAAGAGAAGGACUCGCGGCUAGUUGCAAUAAUUGACUGCUCUCUUGCAAUUCUGCAUAACAUUUCACGGCGACUAAGGGACCGUGAGCUGUUUGCUAACCGUGAGCGAACGUUGCUUGACUUUGCUAAGAAAAACGUUCCAGCAAUUGCAGCCACAUCUCUGCUUACUCUAGCAUAUUUAGUUGAUGAGAACACGAAUCAUCUCAUUUUGGCGGAUGAGAACUUGCUUAGCUUUAUAAUAACAUUAUUAGAUGGGGCAUGGCAGUCGGAAGAUCGACGGCGUUGCUAUGGAUAUUCUGCAAAGGAACUCGCAGAAGGCCUUAGCCAUCUCGCCAUCAACGACGCCAACAAGAAAAUUUUGGGACAAAACGGAGUCAUUCCUGUUUUAAUUUCAGUGAUCAAAACGUCGAACGAGGAUGAGGAGAAAGCCAGUGCUACAAGAGCAUUGUGGAUGUUAGCCUUUCAUGACAAUAACAAAGAAAAAAUACGUCAAGAAGAAGGGGCUAUGGACAUCGUACACCGGUUACAGCAUAGCGAGAACCCAGAAGUGCAAAAGGCUGCUGCAGGUGCAUUGUGGGAACUGGAAGGGAAGACAGCUAGGCACUCGGAAAGGAUGGAAUCGAUAGGAAAUCACGUGAUGAUCAGCUACCAAUGGGAUUCCCAGGAAGUGCUCGUCGAAGUGAAAAACAGGCUUCAAGCAAAUGGAUACAGAGUAUGGAUGGAUCUGGAGCAGAUGAAAGGAUCGACCUUGGAGGCAAUGGCUGAAGCUGUUGAGAAUGCUUCUGUUGUUCUUGUCUGUGUCUCGCGACGAUACAAGGAAAGUCAAAACUGUCGUUCAGAGGCGACGUACGCUUAUGACUUGAAGAAAGAUAUCAUUCCUUUGAUGAUGGAACGUAAUUACAAAGGAGACGGUUGGCUGGGCAUUAUCGUGACAGGAAAGAUGUGGUUUGACUUUCAGAGUAAACACGUAUUAGAACAAAGUGUAACGAAAGUGAUCAAAGAACUAGGAGGAAGAGGAAAGGAUGUUGACGUGACAGAUGGACCAUCCGAGCCAGUGGUGCAAGCAGUUCAAUCUGACAUUGUUGCCACUUUACCCUCAUCCCCUGGAGUGUCUACCUGGAAUAACGAAGAGGUGAAACAGUGGUUCAAAGAAAUCGGUUUAGAAAAGGUUUGUAAGAAAAAAAUUUCGGGGAUGAAUGGAAAGUCACUGACUGAUCUUCAGCAAUUACGCUACGAAUGCCUCGAGUAUUUCUACAGAUGUUUGGAGCGGGACUUGAACUUGACGAACAUG
Molecule: messenger RNA, 12897 nt
Organism: Porites evermanni
Lineage: Eukaryota; Metazoa; Cnidaria; Anthozoa; Scleractinia; Poritidae
Source: the annotation of a GenBank genome assembly